CGAUUACAAAAUGUAUGUACGUACUUAUACUCUUGUACUCUGGUCCUUUCCUUAAUUAUAAUAGCUCUCUCCCUCACGACACUACUACCUCUUCUUUCUCUUUUAUUUUCUUCUCAAUUGAUCGAGACCAGAACUUAUUCAAUUCCAAAAUUCCAUUCAAAUAGAAAGCUUUUUCUUUUUCUGUUGGUCCAAGGACGUUAAUUAGUCCUUUUUGAAUUUGGAGCACCAUCGAUCAGUUCGUCUGCAUGAAGUUGAGAUAUAUGCAUGGCUCAUUUUCUCUCAAACUCCAGGUGGUUCGGAAUAUUCCGACGAAGAUCAGUUCAACCUGAUAACAGCGACGACAACGAUGACGACAGCAAUCCAAUCUCAAACUCCAUUGAAUGUUAUGCAUGCACUCAAGUUGGCGUCCCUGUUUUCCACUCCACCAGUUGCGACGGAGCUAACCAACCGGAGUGGGAAGCUUCAGCCGGUUCUUCCCUAAUUCCAAUUCAAAACCGGACUGAUUCGAGAACCGGAAAAUCCCGGUCCAGCCGCAGCCGUCACACAUCGGGGCCGUUCGGGCGUGUGUUAGAUCCUCGAAGCAAGCGCGUGCAGAGAUGGAACCGAAUGAUCUUAUUGGCACGUGGCAUGGCUUUAGCUGUUGAUCCUCUAUUCUUUUACGCCUUAUCCAUCGGCCGUAAUGGAUCGCCGUGCUUGUACAUGGAUGGCGGCCUUGCAGCCAUCGUCACGGUGAUUCGUACUAGCGUCGACGCCGUGCACCUCUUCCAUUUGUGGUUGCAGUUCCGGCUGGCUUACGUGUCGAGAGAAUCGCUGGUGGUAGGGUGUGGGAAACUCGUGUGGGAUGCGCGUGCGAUUGCUUCUCACUAUGUUAGGUCCCUUAAAGGAUUCUGGUUCGAUGCUUUUGUCAUCCUUCCCGUUCCGCAGGCUGUAUUUUGGCUGGUGGUUCCAAAACUAAUAAGAGAAGAGAAGAUAAAGCUUAUAAUGACAAUCCUUCUAUUGAUGUUCUUAUUCCAGUUCCUCCCAAAAGUUUAUCACAGCAUAAGCUUAAUGAGAAGGAUGCAAAAGGUUACUGGAUAUAUUUUUGGUACCAUCUGGUGGGGAUUUGGCCUUAAUCUCAUUGCUUAUUUUAUUGCUUCUCAUGUUGCUGGGGGAUGCUGGUAUGUUCUUGCAAUACAAAGAGUGGCUUCAUGUCUAAGGCAGCACUGUGAGCGGAGCCCUUCGUGUAAUCUAUCUUUGUCAUGCUCAGAGGAGGUGUGUUAUCAGUUUCUAUUGCCAGCAGGAACUGUGGGAAAUCCAUGUGCUGGGAACUCAACAACUGUGAUUAGGAAGCCAAUGUGUUUGGAUGUCAAUGGACCAUUUCCAUAUGGGAUAUACCAAUGGGCACUUCCUGUUGUUUCAAGCAGAUCCGUCACUGUUAAGAUUCUUUACCCCAUCUUUUGGGGACUGAUGACCCUUAGCACAUUUGGCAAUGACUUAGAACCAACAAGUCACUGGCUUGAAGUUAUUUUCAGUAUAUGCCUUGUGCUUAGUGGAUUGAUGCUCUUCACUCUGUUGAUUGGUAACAUCCAGGUGUUUUUGCACGCGGUCAUGGCAAAGAAGCGAAAAAUGCAAUUAAGAUGUAGGGAUAUGGAAUGGUGGAUGAAGAGGAGACAAUUGCCAUCACAAUUAAGACAAAGAGUUCGCCACUUUGAACACCAGAGAUGGGCUAUGAUGGGUGGACAAGAUGAGAUGGAACUUGUAAAAGACUUGCCAGAAGGGCUUCGAAGGGAUAUCAAACGCUUUCUUUGCCUUGAUCUUAUUAAAAAGGUUCCUCUAUUCCAUAGUUUGGAUGAUCUGAUUCUAGACAACAUUUGUGAUCGCGUUAAGCCACUUGUCUUCUCCAAAGAUGAGAAGAUCAUAAGAGAAGGAGAUCCAGUGCACCGGGUGGUGUUCAUUGUUCGUGGACGUGUAAAAAGUAGCCAAAACCUCAGUAAAGGAAUGAUUGCCACGAGCAUACUUGAGCCUGGAGGCUUCUUUGGAGAUGAGCUUCUUUCCUGGUGCUUACGCCGUCCCUUCAUAGACAGACUUCCAGCUUCUUCCGCAACCUUCACUUGCAUUGAUUCGACAGAAGCAUUUGGCUUAGAUGCAAACCACCUUCGAUUUAUCACGGAUCACUUCAGAUACAAAUUUGCAAACGAGAGGCUAAAGAGAACAGCAAGGUAUUAUUCAUCCAAUUGGAGAACCUGGGCUGCUGUGAAUAUACAGUUAGCAUGGCGACGUUACAUGAUGAGGACUAGCCGUCCCACUAUACAUGUGAUCGAGAAUGGGGAUAAUGAGCAUCGCCUUCGCAAGUAUGCUGCAAUGUUCUUGUCAAUCAAGCCGCACGAUCAUCUUGAAUAGUGAUAAUAGCGUUGAUACUAUAUCCUCAUUUGUCCUACUUUUCAUCAAUAAGCCAGAUUUGUACAACGACAUUGAUUCAUUGAACUUUAAUAUCUGAUAUAAAGGGCCUGGGAAUUAUUUGCACAAAUAAAUGUCACAGUUUAGCGACUUGUGUUUAAGUAAAAUUUUUACAUGAAUUUCCCUCAUUUGUAAUGAAUCUCAUUGUAUUUUGCCA
Messenger RNA from Solanum dulcamara, 2593 nucleotides. Its product is annotated as cyclic nucleotide-gated ion channel 2. Bases 265 to 2379 code for a protein of 704 amino acids. Lineage: Eukaryota; Viridiplantae; Streptophyta; Magnoliopsida; Solanales; Solanaceae. The transcript is spliced from 8 exons. The record is from RefSeq and is a predicted model, not a curated record.